UGCUUUGAAACGAUUAUUGACUAGUUUUCCUCUUGUGAAUCAAAAUGCUGAAAAUUGUAACGUGUUUUGUGGCUUUUACUGCGCUGCUGGGCCUUGUUUCAGGAAGCGUCUCGCAAUGUUACCAUUGCAACAGCUACUUUUGCGGUGACACCUACAAUGCUCAACUUGGAGCAGUUACCAGUUGCUCAGAUCUUUACAAAAACGCGAAAUUGUACUCCAGCAGGUUGAUAAACCAGGAAACUAGAUUCCGACUUUCUUCAGUGGACUCAGACGACGACAUCGAAACCCUGACUUCUCAAACGCCCAGUGAACCUGAACAAGGCCCAAAUGCCCGAGUCUUCGACAUCAAGAGGAUAUUUUGGGAAAUCUUCAACAAAGGAGAAAUUGACGAAUAUACGGAGUUCGUUUGCGUGAAAGUCAAUUACAAUGAAAGCAGCCAGACGAAGACCUACAGGGGCUGCGUGCCAAAGGCCACAAAGUCCAUUUCAACAGCAUGCGAAUUCGUCAACCAGAAAGUUAUUGGGGCAUCAACUGGCACAAUUUCCAGUUGCCACACUUGCAAUACCAAUCUGUGUAACUCUGGAGUUAAUCUAGGAACUUCCCUCCUAACCAUGGGAGUAGCGCUAGUAUUUAAGUCCCUGCUGUAGAGUAGUUUCGAAGUUCAUAUUAUGUAUAUGUAUGUAUGUAUGGAUGCAUCCAGAAGUUGGCAGUUUUCAAAUUAAACAGUCCUAAACAGGAACAUUCAUCGAGA
Dendroctonus ponderosae (mountain pine beetle) is the source of this 751-nucleotide messenger RNA. RefSeq lists its product as uncharacterized. The transcript has 4 exons. The record is from RefSeq and is a predicted model, not a curated record. Lineage: Eukaryota; Metazoa; Arthropoda; Insecta; Coleoptera; Curculionidae. Bases 45 to 647 code for a protein of 200 amino acids. Gene Ontology annotation, biological process: positive regulation of voltage-gated potassium channel activity; regulation of synaptic transmission, cholinergic; sleep.